AUGCCGCCACGCGCGCCGCCGCACGUCCUGUCGCGGGCGUCCGCGUUCAUCACAUCGAUCCCGCUGUCGCGCAGCCGGCGCUUCCCGGCACGCCGCGCGUGCGCCGGGCGCAGCCACGCGUGGGGCCGCCCGGGCUCGGGCCGGCUGGUCGCCAUGGCCGCCGUCAACCUCAAGUUCAUUAAAGACAACCUGGCCGCCGUGCGACAGAACGUGCGCGAUCGCGCAGUGCCGGCCGACCCGGACCGCGUCGUGGCGCUGUACGACGCGUACGUGGCGCUGGGGCAGCGCGCGGACGCGCUCCGCCGCCAGCGCAACGAGAACGCCGCCCGCAUGAAGGGCGCCGCCGGCAUGCAGAAGGAGGAGAGGGACGCGUGCAUCGCCGAGGGGAAGCGCCUCAAGGCGGACGUCGCGCGCCUCGAGAAGGACCUCGCCGAGGCAGAGGUCCAGCUGCAGGCCGAGUCGGCGAAGAUCCCCAACAUGACGCACCCGGACGUGCCGGUCGGGGGAGAGGAGCAGGCGAGGACGGUGUCUCUGGUGGGGGAGAAGCGGGACUUUGCCAAGGACGGCAUGGAGGCGCAGGCGCAUCUGGACGUGGCCCUGCGGCACGACCUGGUAGACUUUGAGAACGCGGCGCGCGUGGCCGGGAACAAAUUCUACUACCUGCGCAACGAGGGCGCGCUACUGGAGCUGGCGCUGGUGAACUGGGCGAUGACACUCGCCGCGCAGAACGGGUUCACGGUGAUGACGACGCCGGACGUGGCGCGCGAGGACGUGGUGGCCGGUUGCGGGUUUGCGCCGCGCGGCGAGGCCAGCCAGGUGUACCGCGUGGCAGAGUCGGACCUGUGCCUCGUGGGGACGGCGGAAAUACCGCUCGGCGGGUACUACGCGGGGCAGAUCGUGGCCAAGGAGGAGCUGCCGGUGAAGAUGGCGGCGUUCUCGCACUGCUUCCGGCGCGAGGUGGGGGCGGCCGGGGCGACGACGCGCGGGCUGUACCGCGUGCACCAGUUCUCCAAGGUGGAGCUGUUCGUGCUCGCGCACCCGGAGGAGUCGCAGCGCGUGCACGAGGAGCUGCGGGCGUUCGAGGAGACGCUGUACGCCAGCCUGGGGCUGCACUUCCGCGUGCUGGACAUGCCCACGCAGGACCUCGGGCACCCGGCGUCGCGCAAGUACGACAUCGAGGCGUGGAUGCCCGGGCGCGGCGCGUACGGCGAGGUCUCCAGCGCGUCCAACUGCACCGACUACCAGGCGCGGCGGCUCAACAUUCGCUACCGCGAGGCGCGCGGCGACAACCGCUUCGUGCACACGCUCAACGCGACCGCGUGCGCCGUGCCGCGCAUGAUCGUCGCCAUACUCGAGACGCACGUGCAGCCCGACGGGCGCGUCCGCGUGCCGGACGCGCUCCGCCCCUUUAUGGGCGGCGCGGAGUUUAUCGGGCGCGCGGAGGCGGCGGCCGGGGCGGGCGUCGCGAGUAAGGAGACGGCGACUGUGGUCGGGGAGUAGUAGGAGCAAGAAAGGCCCUCACAAAGGUUAAGAAAGGCCCUGACAGCCCUGGCAGGUAGGUACUGUAGGUGUCAGGAGUAGGAGUGGUUGUGGUUUGGUUUGUGUAUUUUAUUGGGGCAGCAUUUUGGUGGCAGCAGACGGGUGAAAUUGACUUUUCUGUUGUGAACAGGGAUGUGGUGGUUACCCUUACCGCAAACCUGGAUACCUUGCCAGAGAUAUCCAGGCAUCCAUACAUUCUGUCCACGUAUCCCACGUGUGUAUCUUACAGAUGGUUACCCUUA
Molecule: messenger RNA, 1781 nt
Organism: Chondrus crispus (carragheen)
Lineage: Eukaryota; Rhodophyta; Florideophyceae; Gigartinales; Gigartinaceae
Product: serine--tRNA ligase, chloroplast or mitochondrial
Exons: 2
Coding region: 1-1500 (499 amino acids)
Biological process (GO): mitochondrial seryl-tRNA aminoacylation
Cellular component (GO): mitochondrion
Molecular function (GO): ATP binding; serine-tRNA ligase activity; tRNA binding
Source: RefSeq, a predicted model, not a curated record